This is a messenger RNA of Theobroma umbraticum, 360 nucleotides long. RefSeq names its product Pentatricopeptide repeat (PPR) superfamily protein (gene DYW1). The record is from RefSeq and is a predicted model, not a curated record. NCBI's taxonomy places the organism in Eukaryota, Viridiplantae, Streptophyta, Magnoliopsida, Malvales, Malvaceae. Gene Ontology annotation, molecular function: zinc ion binding.
AUGGAUGAAAUUUAUGAGAUGUUGGAAAAAGUGGAGGAGUUAGUGAAGGAUAAAGGAUAUGUGCCUCAAAAACAGUAUGCUGUUAAUAGUGCUGACGAGUAUAAAGAACAGAGCUUGUGGUAUCAUAGUGAGAAAAUAGCUUUUGCAUUUGGGUUGCUGGCAGUCCCUGCUGGUGUUCCAAUUAGGAUAAAGAAAAAUUUAAGGACUUGUGGUGAUUGUCAUAUGGUUAUGAAGUUUGCUUCAGAAGUUUUCAAGAGAGAGAUUAUCGUACGGGAUAUCAAUCGGUUUCACCAUUUCAGGAAUGGACGGCAGGGAGCCAGUGACAGUGACCUGCACAAGUUGUUAGAGCAUGCAUUGUGA